Penicillium oxalicum is the source of this 3927-nucleotide messenger RNA. Its product is annotated as putative cytosolic regulator Pianissimo. Gene Ontology annotation, cellular component: TORC2 complex. The transcript is spliced from 3 exons. The record is from RefSeq and is a predicted model, not a curated record. Bases 1 to 3927 code for a protein of 1308 amino acids. Gene Ontology annotation, biological process: TORC2 signaling. NCBI's taxonomy places the organism in Eukaryota, Fungi, Ascomycota, Eurotiomycetes, Eurotiales, Aspergillaceae.
AUGGCUUCCGCACAUAACUCCGUGUUCUCCGCGUCCACCCAGCACCGCGCGUUGGGUGAUGGCCGCUCCUCACUCAGCCAAGAUAGUGGUUCGUUGGAAGGGAGUUGGAACGAUGGGAUCUACAAAACUGGGCGAAGUGGUCGAUCCGGCUCAGGGGGAAGUGCCACCACAGGCACGAGGGGCGCCUCCUCGUUGGCGCCAUCCGUUGGAGGACAGGGAAGCUUCAGUUCGGAGCUCAAGAGUAUGACCUCCCGAAGUGUCACACCGCGAGCGGACAGCACAUACACAAGGCGUGCCAGCAGGUCAAUAGGGGAAGAUGAUCGUCCAACAACUGAGGAGCGGCAGGCUGUCAUUCGUGAUAAAAUCGCGAAGGAAAUGAAGAUCAAAACCGGUACCGAGAAUAUGCUAGAGGCUCUGUUGUCUAAACCACCAAAGCAAGCCAAGGAGCAACGCCUGAGGAUCGAGUCAGAGCUGAGUUCGUCCAACCGCAAAUUGGCUGAAUUGCAGAAUGAGUUGGAAGAGGAGCUCCUCCGCGCGCAGGCGCCCGCUACAACACCCCCGCGAAGCCGUCUUUCGAGUCUUUUCCGAACAAGUCCCGUGCGCUCACCCUCACGAAAUCCAAUCAAUCGGCUAGAACUUCCGGAGAAUGGGAACUUGGGCGAAGAAGAAGGCGACUCAGAGUCGCCGACUUUCGUGCUCUCAGAAACCCUUCAGGCUCUCGAGAUCGAUGGCAUGUCCCCGGACUUCUACGUUGAGCGUGCGAACAACCUAGUUGAAUUAUUCAAACGGCACCCAACCCUCAAAUAUGAUCUCGCGUGGCCUGUGUUUGGCUUGCGGGUUCAAAUCAUGCUUCUCAGUGACAGCAAGGAAGUGGUGGCCGCCGGCUACCGAUUGACCCGAUAUGCAAUUGCCGAUCGUAAAUCGCUCCAAACAAUUCGUGCGCUUCAUACCGAUGAGCUUGUUAUCCUCUCACUUGUCAAGGAGAGCAAAGCAAGCAUUGAACGGGAGCAAGCUCUUAAGUUCGUGAGAGCUUUCCUCGAUGUCAAAGACGGCGUUAAAGAGAUUCCUGGCGCUAUUGUGCGUACCAUUGUGUCAAUUGCCGAGCAUCACGAUGACCGCCUGCGAAACAUUUCGAUUAUGACCUUGGCGGAGAUCCUGGUCAAGGAUCCCGAAUUGAUUGCGUCAGUGAAUGGACUUGGUGCGCUGCACGAUGCUCUGGCCGAGGGCACGUUUGGUGCAUCCGAAAGUUUGAUUUCUAGUUUCUUGCAUGUCCUUGAUACUCCUCGAAGUAGAAAGUUUCUUCAGGGCUACGAGCUCGAGGCUGUUCUGGCGCCUUUCACUGAUUCUUUGGCCGACACCUUGAAGAGCGGUCGGUUGAAAACUGCGGCUCGCGCUAUCUCCGCCAUGCUGAAGACAUGGCCUGGCCUGGUGGUUCUUUCCAGAGCGGACGCAAAACCUCUUCGCUCUCUUCUCGAGUCGCUUCACUACCCUGAUGCCCAGGCGCGGGAUCUCAUCUUGGAAUUGCUUUUUGAUGCCUUGCGAAUAAAGCCGCCUUCAUGGUCAUCUUCGUUCUUGGCAGGUAGGAGGCUGACAACUUACGGGCGUGUCUCCAAUCUACGAUCCGAGUCCGACUUUGCCGGCUCUCGAGCCUAUCAAGAGAAUGGCAGUAACCGCUUCGAUCUGACGGCACAUUUCUCGACCCUCAUUCUUGCAGCCUUGGUCGAAGCCGGCUUGCCGCAGGCACUUUCAGAACUCAUCGAGGAUGAGACCGAUCCCGCACUUCGACGCAAGGCUACCCUUCUCCUGACCGAGGUCCUCAAAAUGGCCCAUCAUUCGUUGCCAGCUACGACCAGUGCAAACUUGCAGGUGCUUGCUCAUCUCCUGCCACCUGCUAUUCAAUUUGACACGGAAAACCACGAUGUCUCUACGUCGACCAUUUUUCAGAUCGAAAGCAUCAACCGUACUCUGGCACGAUCUGUUGGCUAUUCGAGCGGGGCGGGCAGAUACAAUCUGGAUCCAGAUCUGUCCUCGUCUUUGUUGCCCAACGAACAGGCCAAAGACAAACUCAGUGCCUCAAUGGAUGAGCAAACAUUUCGCAAUGCCAUUCUAGAGACCCAUGUCUUGAACUCAGUCAAUUUCAUGAAAUGGAAAUGGGACCUGAUUCACCGCCUCGUGGAGGGUCCCCUCACAAACCCCAAGCGCAUGGAUGAAGCGAUCAAAGGCUCCAAGUUCAUCAAACGGCUUCUUGGAUUUUAUCGUCCGUUCAAAUACCGGUUCGCCAUGAUCCCCAAUACAAAACCCAAUCAAAGAUACGUUCGUACCGGCUGCGCCUUGAUGCGAACUCUUCUCGUGACCCCCGAGGGCAUCAAAUACUUGGCGGAGAACAAGUUCCUCCGGCAAGUCGCAGAAUGCCUCGCUCAAUUGGACCGCAUGAGCGGUCUCACCUCUGCCUCGCCCCUUUUCUCCCGAGAGCAAAUGUCCAAUACGCUCAGUGGAGGCUAUUUCGCAAUGCUGGGUGCGCUCAGCUCCGAUGCACGUGGGCUGCUGAUGAUGGAGAGGUGGCACAUGCUCAACAUGUUCUAUCAUAUCAUCGAGCUGCAGGAUCGAAAUGACCUCAUCCAAACCCUCCUAGGAAACAUGGACUACAGCCGGGCAAGCCACCUCCGGGUCAUACUGUCCAAGGCUCUCACGAUCGGCUCCAAAGACAUCCGAAUCUUUGCUACGAAGCUGUUGCGAAAGUAUGCAGUUGGGGAUGUGGCUCUGUCUCCACAGAUGGCAAUCAGCAAUGCAGAGUGGGUUGUGAAGCUCCUUGUGACUCAACUUUAUGAUCCAGAUGUUACUGUCUGCCAAAUUGCGGUAAAAAUCCUGGAGGAAGCUUGCAACCAGCGCGAUUACCUCGAGUUUGUUGUCAAAUGCCGCCCCUCACUCGACCAUCUCGGUGAAAUCGGCGCGCCUCUUCUCCUUCGUUUCCUUUCUACAUCUGUCGGGUAUCACUACCUGGACGGCCUGGAUUACAUCACGCAAGAAAUGGAUGAUUGGUUCCUUGGCCGCAAUGACUCGUAUGUUGGGCUCGUCGAGGCCGCUUUGUCCCGAGCCUAUGUCGAUCAGCCGCGGCGCAAUAGUUUUGCACCGGAGGAUCUCGUCGAUCUUCAGGAUGUAGGGGCUGUACCUCCACAUUUCUACCGCGAACUUGCGCGGACUGCGGAAGGAUGCAAGUUGCUGGAGCAAUCGGGCCAUUUCAACGAAUUUGCAUGGACGAUUCGUGACUUCCGACUCAAUGAGGAGGACAACGAAGUUCUUCUCAAGGUCAAGGGGUGUUUGUGGGCCGUGGGCAAUGUUGGAUCCAUGGAGCUCGGGGCAGCCUUUUUAGAGUCUGAUCUUGUCGAGCGCAUCGUGUCGAUUGCGCAAGAAGCCGGCGUCCUCACCAUGCGCGGUACCGCUUUCUUUGUUCUGGGUCUCAUUUCUCGGAGCAAGCAUGGACUCAAAGUUCUGCAACAUCUUGGAUGGGACUCGGCUGUUGACCAGAAUGGCGAGUCACUAGGGUUCUGUCUGCCCGCUGACUUUCGUCGGCUCUUUUUGAUCUCUUUCCCGGGCUUCUAUGCCGAUUCAAGACGUCUGCCCUCGGAAAGGGUCAAGGAAGCCACUACCGACCCUGAUCCGGCCAACCAGAAGAUUCUCAAGCAAAUUGUUGACAUGGGAAACACUGUCCUGUCCAAGCGUUCAGCCGCUGACUUGUAUAACCUCAAAUCCAAGCAGCCUGAACGGUUUCACCAGGUCCAACUUUUCCGCAAAGCUCUGUGUAUUCUCGAAAGCCAUCAUUACCGGUUACCGGCUCGUCGCUUCGCCUUGGAUCUCUUUGACAAAAGCGUGAUGCGGCGAAUUGUGCUCGAAGAAGAUUCCGAGUCUGACUCGGACGUCUCAACAUGA